AUGAAGACGAUCGUCAGUCUUCUUCUCAGUCUACUCAUUCUUGCAGUGCCAUUAAUGGCGGCGAGGCUUCACCUCCAAUCCUGCGAGCCCAGUGGCAAAAUCCGGGGAAAGAAGCCGCCGCCGGGGCAGUGCAACCAGGAGAACGAUUCCGAUUGCUGCAAGGACGGGAAGCUCUACACCACCUACAAAUGUUCCCCCGCCGUGUCGGGAGCCACGAGGGCGGUCCUGACCAUCAACAGCUUCGAGAAGGGCGGAGACGGCGGGGGGCCGUCGGAGUGCGACAAGAGGUACCACUCGGACAACACGCCCGUGUUGGCGCUGUCGACGGGAUGGUACGGCGGAGGGCGCAGGUGCCACAAGAACAUCAGCAUCACCGGGAACGGGCGGCGCGUCGUGGCGACGGUGGUGGACGAGUGCGACUCCACCGUGGGUUGCGACGAAGAUCACGACUACCAGCCGCCGUGUCGGAACAACAUCGUCGACGCCUCCAAAGCUGUCUGGAAGGCUUUGGGGGUGGCGGAGGAUGACUGGGGAGAAUUGGAUAUCACUUGGUCUGAUCAAUGA
Molecule: messenger RNA, 564 nt
Organism: Andrographis paniculata
Lineage: Eukaryota; Viridiplantae; Streptophyta; Magnoliopsida; Lamiales; Acanthaceae
Product: kiwellin-1-like
Exons: 1
Coding region: 1-564 (187 amino acids)
Source: RefSeq, a predicted model, not a curated record